AUGUCAAAGUCAGUGAGCUUUCAAAAUCCAAUACUUCCCGGUUUCUACCCGGACCCGUCCAUUGCUCGCGUUGGGGAGGUUUUCUACAUGGUCAAUUCGAGCUUCCAGUUCUUCCCUGGAAUACCUAUCCACAGGUCGACAGACCUGGUACAAUGGGACCUCAUAGGUCAUGCGGUGUGUAGAAACACACAGCUAGAUUUGAGCAACGCGACUACCAAGAUCAAUCGCCCGGAGUAUGGAGAAUUCUUCACCGCAGGCUUGUACGCACCGACAAUUCGUUACCACGAUGGCACCUUUUACAUCUUGUGCACAAAUCUCAAAGGUCGUCCCGAGAUGCCCUCCACGGAAGACUUCUCGCCAGAGAAUUUCAUCAUCACGAGCAAGGACCUUACAGACCCAGCCUCGUUCAGCGAUCCAAUAUACUUUGACUUUCACGGUAUAGACCCAAGCAUUUUCUUCGACGAUGACGGCAGAGCAUACAUGCAAGGAAGCUGGAUAUACGGAUACCGUCAAAAGCCAGCAACCAUCAUUCGUCAAGCAGAGAUCGACCCUUCCUCCGGUAAACUUCUGUCCGAACCGAGGGACGUCUGGACUGGAUCCGGAGACAAAGUACCCGAAGGCCCGCACUUGUAUAAGCGGGAUGGGAUUUAUUGGCUUCUCAUUGCUGAAGGUGGCACACAUCGUACGCACAAGAUUACAAUGGCCCGUUCUCAGGAUGUUUGGGGUCCUUUUGAGUCGUUCAAAGGAAACCCCAUUUUAACAUCCCAGGGCAAACACCACCCCAUCCAGUGUGUUGGCCAUGGAGACCUUUUCUCCGAUGCUGACGAUGAGUGGUGGUGUGUGAUGUUGGCGCGUCGCGAGUACGAUCAAGCCUAUCCAUUGGGCCGCGAGACGUACCUCGUGCCGGUUGUCUGGCGCAGUGACGAGUUUCCAGUCCCAGAGCCCGUGGAACUUCUACAGACGGUGAAUUGUGCAAACCGAAAGUUAGGUGCUAAACUCUUAACCGAUACGUACCGACACGUAUCGCUCGAUGUGAACAGCAAGAGAGAGAUUACUUUGGCUGUUCGCCACAAGAGCCAAGACUUCGUCUACGUCGACAACAACAUUACUCUUGAUGCUGAUAGAGUCAAGCUGGUCAUCAAAUCGACCGUGCAAAAUUACGUCUUUUCGUACGAAUGUCUUGUGGAUGGAUCAUGGAAGCGAGAGGCUGUUCUUGGAGCUGUUGAUUCGGCUGACAUGAGUGGCGAUGAUUUCACAGGGACUGUGUUCGGCCUGUAUGCGUCUGGCAGGUCGGGAUCAGCGGAUUUUGAGCGCUUUUGCAUUCCGUCAUGCAUCUUCAUUUACGACGGCGUCUAUAGGGAGCAGGUUGACAUCAAGAUCAAGGCACCCCUUACCGUCUAUGGGUCGACUUCCAACACCGGGACCUACAAAAGUAAUGUCGUCACGAUCACGAACAAGCUCGGAUCCUACGACGCUGGAUCUCUCGAUGCAAGCUCUACGGUUAACGUCAGAUCAACCAACAUCAGCAUGUACAACAUCAACUUCGUCAAUGAGUACACGAGUGGUCAGGCUGUGGCGCUAACCGCCAAUGGCAAUCUUACUGGCUUUUACGGCUGUUCAUUCAAGUCAUACCAAGACACACUGUACGCUAAGAAUGGCUGGCAGUAUUUCUCAAACUGCUAUAUCGAAGGUGCGGUUGAUUACAUCUUUGGAAACGGUCACGCUUGGUUCGGCGAGUGUACUAUUGCCUCAAGUGGCGGUGGUUACAUCACUGCGAGUUCGCGAACAUACAACAACGACACGUCUCGAUAUGUCAUUGAUCACAGCACUGUAACCUCGGCUUCCUCUUCGGACCUAACAGGCAAGGUCGCUCUUGGGCGACCGUGGAGAGUAUCUGCCAGAGUCAUGUACCAAUACUCCACGUUGACCAGCGUGGUGAGCCCCGAGGGCUGGACCACGAUGGCUGAAGGAGCGACACCCAUCUUCCAGGAAUUUGAGAACACGGGAGCCGGUGCCAAAACGUCUGCGAGAAAGUUCUUGACUCCAGCAACUGCUGCGGUGACGAAGAAGGAUCUUUGGGGCAACAAUUGGCGGUGGUAUGAUGAUAGCUACUAG
Molecule: messenger RNA, 2115 nt
Organism: Colletotrichum karsti
Lineage: Eukaryota; Fungi; Ascomycota; Sordariomycetes; Glomerellales; Glomerellaceae
Product: beta-xylosidase
Exons: 11
Coding region: 1-2115 (704 amino acids)
Biological process (GO): carbohydrate metabolic process; cell wall modification
Molecular function (GO): pectinesterase activity; hydrolase activity, hydrolyzing O-glycosyl compounds
Source: RefSeq, a predicted model, not a curated record